Triticum turgidum subsp. durum (durum wheat) is the source of this 855-nucleotide messenger RNA. NCBI's taxonomy places the organism in Eukaryota, Viridiplantae, Streptophyta, Magnoliopsida, Poales, Poaceae. The record is from the annotation of a GenBank genome assembly.
AUGGCCGACCGCGUCCACCCCAUGCAGUCUCCGCCGCAUCCCGCGUCCCCUCUGCCGCCGCCGGACCAGGAGGACGCGGCGGCGGCGGCGGCCACGGAGACCACGCCGCUCCACCCCACCUUCUACGAGCCGCCGGCGCCGCCGCCCGGGACGUACAUCGUCCAGAUUCCAAAGGACCAGGUCCUCCGCGUGCCGCCCCCCGACCGGGCCAGCCGGUACAAGAGUCUCGCGGAGCGCCCGGUCCGGCGCCGCCGCCUGCGCCGCGCCUGCUUUGGCGCCUGCGGGGCCGUGCUCUUCCUUGCCGUCGCCGCCGCCGUGUUCGUGGGCGCCGUGUACCUCGUCUUCCGCCCCCGCGCGCCCGCCUUCUCCGUCGCCUCCCUCUCCAUCCGCGGCCUCGACGUGGCCGCCCUGCCGCCCUCUUCGCUCUCGCCGGAGCUCGACGUCGCCCUGCGCGCGGACAACGGCGCGAACAGGAAGGUGGGCGUCGACUACCGCGGCGCCGGCGAGGUGGCGGUCUCCUACUCCGGUGCGCGCCUUGCGGCCGGCCAGUGGCCGGCGUUCCACCAGGCGCCGAGGAACGUGACGGUGCUCUCCACGACGCUGAGGGGGACCGGCGUGAGCUUCAGCGACGAGCAGAGGAAGCAGCUGGCCGCGGAGCAGGCGGCGCGCGCGGUGCCGCUGACGGUGGAGGCGCGGGUGCCCGUGCGGCUGCGGUUCGGGAAGGUGCUGCGGACGUGGACGGUGGACGUGAAGGCGACGUGCCAGGUGACGGUUGACAGGCUGGCCGGCGAGGCAGCGGCGGCCAACAGAGGAUGCCGGGUCAAGGUCAGGCCGUUCUUGUGGUGGUGGUGGUGA